This is a messenger RNA of Sordaria macrospora k-hell, 1875 nucleotides long. RefSeq lists its product as uncharacterized. Gene Ontology annotation, cellular component: membrane. Gene Ontology annotation, molecular function: L-amino acid transmembrane transporter activity. The record is from RefSeq and is a predicted model, not a curated record. Lineage: Eukaryota; Fungi; Ascomycota; Sordariomycetes; Sordariales; Sordariaceae. Gene Ontology annotation, biological process: amino acid transmembrane transport.
AUGCCACCAUUGUACUCUCACAACCUGGAACCCGGCCGCGACUCGCUAGAACUUGCAUCUCUAGCCAGCUCAGACCGCGGGCCCGACACCGGCGACGACACCAGUUCCCGUCCGAGCAUAUCUUCGUCGCGAAAGCUCUCCCUCGAGCGGGAGGACCCCCUGGACAAUGGCAACUACGCUGCCUCGGGCCACCGUGUGCGCCCAGAACGAUCCAUGUCCGUGAACUCUACAUUCAGUUUCGCCGCCAACCUCUUUCCUCUAUCUUCGACGACCGGAGGCGGAUAUGCCCCGCUGGGCGCACCCACAGCAACAAGGGGCCAUGGCAAUGGCGGCUUGGGAGGAGGCUCGUUGGAGAAGCACAAGACUCUGACCUACCUCAAUGGUCUGUCCCUGAUUGUUGGCUUGAUCAUCGGAUCCGGCAUCUUUUCCUCGCCUAGUCAGGUCAACGCCAACGCAGGGUCUCCGGGAGCGGCCAUCAUCGUGUGGUGUGUGGCGGGAAUUCUGGCUUGGACGGGCGCCGCAAGUUACGCAGAGCUGGGAGGCGCCAUACCAUUAAACGGAGGCCCGCAGGUAUACCUCUCCAAGAUCUUUGGGGAAUUGGCCGGGUUCCUGUUCACAUGGGUUGCGGUGCUGGUGCUGAAGCCUGGAAGUGCUGCCAUCAUUUCCAUCAUCAUGGGCGAGUACCUGGUGAGGACCUUCAUUGGCGCCGAAGCCGAGACCAUCAACCCCUGGAUCAGCAAGUCGGUCGCGCUGGUCGGACUCUUUCUGGUCACCUUUCUGAACUCGGUCUCGACCAAGCUCGGAACAAGGAUGAACGAUAUGCUCAUGUUUCUCAAAUUUGUUGCAUUGCUUGGCGUUACCAUUAUCGGCAUUGUUGUUGCGGCGACUGGAUUCUCAUUUUCCGGGGCGGCAAAUCUCGACUGGAAGAAGCAUGACUGGUUUGAGGGGACCAAGAUGGAUGCGUCGGCUUUCGCGGUGGCCCUGUAUGCCGGUCUUUGGGCAUUUGAUGGAUGGGAUAACACCAAUUAUGUGGUUGGCGAAUUCCGCAACCCCGGCCGGGACCUCCCACGGGUCAUUCACACGGCCAUGCCCCUCGUCAUUCUGAGCUACAUCCUAGCCAAUGUGGCUUACUUCUUCGUCCUUCCCCUGGACACCAUUAACUCGACCAACACUGUAGCUGUCAUUUUCGGUUCCAAGGUCUUCGGCCCCGUUGGCGCGCUAAUCCUCGCUCUUAUCGUCAGCGCCUCCUGCUUCGGCGCUCUCAACGCCUCCACCUUCACCAGCAGCCGUCUCGUUUACGUCGCCGGCAAGGAAGGCUAUAUCCCCGAACUCUUUGGGCGCAUCGGUAGUGGAACCGCUGUUGACCAACAUGAAUCUCUAACCACCAUGCGCACUCGCUCUUGGUUCACCAAGAAACUCAUCCGCAUCGUCGCCGACGAGGACACCGGUCUCUUCUACACGCCCAUCCCUGCACUCAUGCUCAACUGCGUCCUCACGGCCGCUUACGUGUGCGUCGGCGAGUUUGGCACGCUCGUCACCUUUUACGGUGUCGCUGGCUAUACGUUUUAUUUUGUGACAGUGCUGGGCUUGAUCGUGCUGCGGGUUAAGGAACCUAAUCUCGAAAGGCCGUACAAGACGUGGAUCACCACGCCUAUCAUCUUCUGCUGUGUGAGUCUGUUCCUGCUGAGCAGGGCCGUCUUUGCCCAACCACUGCAGACUUUGUUGGUUGUGGCUUUUGUGGUGGUGGGUGUGCCGGUAUAUUACUGGAGGAGUUACGUGAACAGACGGAGCGCCGUUAAGAGAGAGGUGGGAGGGAUGAGGGAGGUGAGGGAAGGAACAAAGCCGUGGUGGAAGUUUUGGCAGAGGAGGCAAUGA